AUGGGACUGUCAUUCCCACUCUUCUUUGGGAAUGGGGAGAGGUUUGGGAAGGGGGAGCAGCAGAUCAGGGAAAAGUGGAGCUGGGGGGGCUCUGGGAAUGGGAGCUGGGGGGUUUUGGGGGCUUUUUUUGCCACCCUGGGGUGCUCCCAAUCCCCCAAAACCUCAUCCUGGGGUGUUCCAGUGCCCCGAAAUCCCACCCUGAGGAGCUCCCAGUGCUCCCAGUGCCCCAAAAUCCCACCCUGGGGAGCUCCCAGUGCCCCAAAAUCCAUCUUGGGCCAUUCCCAGUGCUCCCAGUGCCCCAAAAUCCCACCCUGGGGAGCUCCCAGUGCCUCAAAAUCCAUCUUGGGCCAUUCCCAGUGCUCCCAGUGCCUCAAAAUCCCACCCUGGGGAGCUCCCAGUGCUCCCAGUGCCCCAAAAUCCCACCCUGGGGAGCUCCCAAUCCCCCAAAACCUCAUCCUGGGGUGUUCCAGUGCCCCAAAAUCCCACCCUGAGGAGCUCCCAGUGCCCCAAAAUCCCACCCUGGGGAGCUCCCAGUGCCCCAAAAUCCCACCCUGGGGAGCUCCCAGUGCCCCAAAAUCCAUCUUGGGCCAUUCCCAGUGCUCCCAGUGCCCCAAAAUCCCACCCUGGGGAGCUCCCAGUGCUCCCAGUGCCCCAAAAUCCCACCCUGGGGAGCUCCCAGUGCCACCCUGGGGUGUCCCCAGUGCUCCCAGUGCCCCAAAAUCCAUCUUGGGCCAUUCCCAGUGCUCCCAGUACCACCCUGGAGCGUUCCCAGUGCUCCCAGUUCCACCCUGGAGCGUUCCCAGUGCUCCCAGUUCCUCAAAAUCCCACCCUGGGGUUCUCCCAGUCCCUAAAAAUCCACCCUGGGGUGCUCCCAGUACUCCCAGUCCAGGGCUUCACCCCAAACCCCAGGAAUUUCACAGGAUCCAGCCUCACCUUUGGAGGAGGAAUGAGCAGAUUCCAGCAACUCCCAGGGCAGGAGAUUCCCAGGAUUUUGGGAAUCACCCUUUGGAAUUAAAAAAAAAAAAAAAAAAAAAGCAGCUUUUGCUUCAUUUUAUUUUUAUUUUUUAUCCCCCCCUUUUUCUAAUUUUUAAUUUUAUUUUUUUUUUUUGGUGUGUGCUUAAUUUAUUCAAAUAGUGGCUGUAUAAUUUAUUUUCAUAAAUAUAUGAGAAAAGUUACUAAAUGGUUAAAAAAAAUAAUAAUAAAAAAAACCAAACGGA
Molecule: messenger RNA, 1217 nt
Organism: Vidua chalybeata
Lineage: Eukaryota; Metazoa; Chordata; Aves; Passeriformes; Viduidae
Product: MAPK-interacting and spindle-stabilizing protein-like
Exons: 3
Coding region: 1-1134 (377 amino acids)
Source: RefSeq, a predicted model, not a curated record